CUUUUACCUAUCUAGAUUCAAUCUACAAACUUAAUUGGAAUAAAAUUUGAAAAUCUCGUCAUCAGGAAAUUUUAAUGUCAUCUAAUGUCAAAUAAACAUUUUUGUUCAACGUCGAAAGGAAGAUUUUUUUUACCAGAAAUUACUGAUAACCCGAAAGCCUUCCAUGCCAGUAAAGCACCCAUGCAGUUUAAAAAGUAGAAUGUUUAUACACUGGUGGUCACUGGUAGUAUUUGGUAUUAUAUUUUGGUUUCUUCUAUGUGCAUUCGAUUUGCUCGGAGGAAGUCAACAUGGUUAUGUAUACGAUAGUAAAGAUUAUGACCUGCUUUACGAAACUUUCUAUAUGGAAAAAAUAAAAAAAGAUGAAACUAGUAUGCAGUUUAUCCAAAAACUGCAAAAUUUUGGUUUUUCCCUAUUGGUAUGGAAUUCAGUGACGUUUUUAUGUUCCGUACUAUUUUGUUAUGUAGUGAGAAUGUUUUGGUGGGUAUUUGCAAAGUCGUUUUAUUCAAAUAGAAAAACGCAAAUUGUUUCUACAUCACCAUUUUUUUCCAAUAGCGCCCCCGUCCUUUGCCAGAGUAACAGUAAGAUCCCUAUAAAAGUCAAACCUUAUGCUAUUUCAUUUAAAGGAUCUAGUUCCCAAACAAAAUUAUCGAAUUUAAACGUUAAUCGCGAACUCGCAAGUACUCCCAAUGUUAUAGGUGCAAGAACUGUUACUGAUUUUUCAGAAGAUUCAAUAACAAGACCUUCCAAAUGUUUCAGUUUUAUUAAGAGUGGAAAGAUAUUAACUCUGCCUAUGAAAGAGGAAUAUAGAAACAUAGAUAAUUACGUCGAUACAAACGAAUUAAAUAAACUUAGAGAGGAAAUUAUCAUGAUUCAGAAUAAUUCGUUGAACGAACAGUCCGAAAUGUCAAGAAAAAUUAAUGUGCUCAAUAGGGAAAAGAAGGAUUUAAUUAAACAACUGACCACAGCUCAAAGGGAAAAUAAAGCUGCCAAGCAACAGAUUGAAGAACUUGCUCAGGAUAAGAUGAUUUUUAUAAAAAAAUUGGAAACUGUGAACAAGGAAAUCAAAAAUAAUACGAAAUCAAAAAAACUUAACUUAGCAAAAAUGGAAGAACUAUCCAACAAUGCUGACAACCUGAAACUUCAGCUAGAACAAAUGACUAGAGAUAAAGAUAUUUUGGAAAACAAAUUAAAAUUGCUAAAAGAAGAGCAUGAAAGACUUCAAGAGAGAAUAAUUAUAAAUGAUGAUCAUAUUUGCCCAGAAUUUCAGGAAAAUAUGCCUGAAAGAGAUACGGAUACCGUCAUAACGGGGAAUACAUUGAUUGAAAAAGCUAAAUCUAUUUAUGUCAUUAAGAAUUUGGAUGAAUCGCAAACCAUUUCUGGAAAUAACUUUGAUAGGGAGAAAAUUCAAGUGAAAAUUCAACAAUUGGAAAGAAAUCUUAAAAAUUUUAAUUCGAACAAGAAUACUUUAAAUUUUCAUACUACAGAUGAACAAACUGACUCUGAAUUAAGCCUUUGCCUUGACGAAUCAGAUAUUAAAACCAAAGUCAACGAUGAUAACGAUGUAUAUGACUUCGGUUUUUCGAGCAGUACCAGUUUCAAUAGUAGCCCAAGGUUACAAUAUCGGUCAAACAAAAUCAAUCCAUACCUUCCUAGUCUUAGCAAUCAAACAAGCCGGGUUCAUUUGACAGAUAGUAAGCCAGAUUUGCUUGAAGCUGUGGAAGAAAAAGUGGUAUCCAACGAAAGUAAUCAAACACUAACUGAAUUAAUAAAAGGAAAGGUGUUUGAGAUAGAAAAAGAUGAAAAAGAUGAAUACUCUUCUUCGCAAGAAUCUCUCGAUAAUAUCCCCUCAGUGAAGAUGGUCAGUAGUUCUACAGCGUUUCAGAAUUUUUUGAAGAAAUCGAACAAAAAUUUGCAAGACAAAAUUUUGAACUUUACAGAUUAGUUUACUUGAAAAAAUGAUUAUCUAAUAAAUUCUAAAUUCUAACAUUAA
Messenger RNA from Psylliodes chrysocephalus, 1990 nucleotides. The record is from the annotation of a GenBank genome assembly. NCBI's taxonomy places the organism in Eukaryota, Metazoa, Arthropoda, Insecta, Coleoptera, Chrysomelidae.